Molecule: messenger RNA, 992 nt
Organism: Theileria parva strain Muguga
Lineage: Eukaryota; Apicomplexa; Aconoidasida; Piroplasmida; Theileriidae
Product: putative integral membrane protein
Exons: 4
Coding region: 41-961 (306 amino acids)
Source: RefSeq, a predicted model, not a curated record
AUUAUAGUAAAUUAUUACUAUACAUUAAAUUUAUAAUGACAUGUACACUAUUUUGAGAAGUAUUAAAUUUGUGAGAAGAUACGGAAGAAGUUUGUUUUUACACCAAAAUUUCAAAUAUUCUACUGGGAAUAACACAAAAAUAAUUUUACGGAAUAAAAUUCCAAAUCUUCAAAGAUUUUCGCUUGAUGUUGAUUCAGAUUCUUUCCUUGUUAGUCCUUCCCGAUUAACUUCUUCCGAAUACAUCUACCAAUACCUCUCUUCAGGCGUUUCAAUAUUGUUUAUUUUAUUAUUUAUUCCAUUUCCCUUUGCUUUAUUUUUAUAUUUAACAUCGAAAUACAGGAAUUUAUCCCACAACUUAAAUGAAGCCAAUACAACCCAAUCAAAUACCUCUAAAACUCUAUUUUUUAAUUCUAAAGUCAAAGUGAUUAAUAAUUCCAAAUCUUUACUAAACCUACUUGACACUAAGAAACCUGUGAUAAUUUAUUAUUUUUCUCAAAAUAAUGAAAAUUCUCUGCAAAUUAACAUUAUUAAAUCUGUUUUAUCUCAGAUUCACACACUCCUCGGUGAUGAGCUGGAAGUUGUAUUUGUUGACAUAAAUAGAUUCGAGGGCAAGAUAAAUCCUGUAUUAAAAUCUGAACUAACAAAAGCUUCAAACAAUUUAUUCCACUUACUUAUUCCAUCAGAUUCUGAACCUUUGCUAACGACUCUUACUCCAAUCACUUCCAUUUCAUCAUUCUUACACUCUGUCAAGGAUAUUCUACAGUCAACUCCCUAUAAACUAAAGAGUUCCAGUAAAUUAAACAAUAAUUCCAAUCACUUGAUUGAGGAAUUGGAUGAAGAUUUGACUAAACUUAGAAAUUGUUUAUUUGAACUGACAUUAGAGGAAAAAGAUUACAAUUCUUUAAUUUCUCAAAAUGACAUCAAAUCUAUGCUUAAACAAUGUAAUACAAUUCUAAUUUAAUACAAACACAAUUUAAUAUACCUAGUUUAAU